GUAAACGACGCUUAUCUCGCACAAUGCAUCUCUUCCAUCCCCGAGGAUCGCCUGAUUGGUCCUCUCAAGCCCACCAUCAACGAGAUCUUCUCUGCCUGCCUCAGAUAUUUGAGUGAUGUGAAUUUCAUACGAGUGGCGCAUGCUCUUGAAACCCUAGCCGUGUUUCUGAGGGAGAUUUUAAAAAAGCGGUUUGCGGAGCAG
Closterium sp. Naga37s-1 is the source of this 201-nucleotide messenger RNA. Lineage: Eukaryota; Viridiplantae; Streptophyta; Zygnematophyceae; Desmidiales; Closteriaceae. The record is from the annotation of a GenBank genome assembly.